AUGGCAAUCAUAACUUUCCAAAUUGCAAUCGCGGAUCAAGCAUACGAUCAGGAUCACCAGGCGGUUUUCGCAUGCGUUCAAAAUGCGUACGAGCCAGUGGGCGAGCGGAUAGCAGUUUGCGGUGGAGCCUCCAAAACAGACUCAAAUAAAUAUGAGAUGACCAGAGCCAACACAGUAGUAAAUGAUCCAUAUACUCACAAUUGCAUCGGGGCCCCUGUACUAGAAGUGCGAUGUUGCCGAAAAAACGCAUUCAAUUUUCCGCAAAACCCGAAGCACAAAUUUAAAACAAUCACUGUAGACCUAUCAGCAACCAAAAAGAACGACAAUUGCAUUGAAGGAAGGCUAGAGGACAACCCUCUAAUUAUUGGAUAG
Molecule: messenger RNA, 372 nt
Organism: Puccinia graminis f. sp. tritici CRL 75-36-700-3
Lineage: Eukaryota; Fungi; Basidiomycota; Pucciniomycetes; Pucciniales; Pucciniaceae
Exons: 3
Coding region: 1-372 (123 amino acids)
Source: RefSeq, a predicted model, not a curated record